AUGGAGGAUGAACAAGGAUCGAGUGGGAAAGCAUCGAGCUGGCGCUCCUACCUGAGCGCCCAGAUCGCCGCCAACAGCUGGGCUGAACUAGAACUGUUGCUGUUGACGUUCAACAUCGGCAUCCAAGAUACGACCACGUACCCGGACUACCGCUGCUUUACCUCGAACCAGACGGGCAACACGGUCAUGCUCGCCGUGGCGGUGAUCAAGAACGCCCACACGGCCGACCUCGUCAUCCCGGCCAAUAUCGGGGUGAGCCUGCCGUGUUUCAUCGCGGGCGCCCUCAUCACCGGGCAGUUGGGCAACCAUGUGUUCGGCACCCUCACGCGGGCGUGGGUGAUCGCCAUCAACUUCCUGCAGACGGCGUUUGUGUUUGCCGCAGCGGGCAUCCAGCUGGGAUACGGGGUACGGCAGGAAGGCCCCAUUGCCUUGACCGUCAUCGCCCUGCUGGCUUUCUCCUCGGGCUCCCAGGUCGUCAUGUCGCGCGCCCUCAAGAUCCCGGAGAUCACCACCGCCAUGGCGACCGCCGCAUGGCUGGACCUGGUUGUCGACCCGCGGCUGACGGCCUCCAAGAACCGGUCUCGGAACCGACGGGCGUUUUUCCUGCUUGCCCUCGUGGCGGGGUCGUUUUCAGGGGCUGGCAUUUAUCUCGUCGCCGGCUCGGCGUUAGCUCUUAUUCUCUCAGGGGGGAUCAAGGCGUUGGUGACCGCCAUGCUGUUUUUCAACCCCCCAACGGGGGUUAAUACGGGGGGCGGGAUGGACUCUGCAUAG
Molecule: messenger RNA, 771 nt
Organism: Penicilliopsis zonata CBS 506.65
Lineage: Eukaryota; Fungi; Ascomycota; Eurotiomycetes; Eurotiales; Aspergillaceae
Exons: 1
Coding region: 1-771 (256 amino acids)
Source: RefSeq, a predicted model, not a curated record